Molecule: messenger RNA, 6214 nt
Organism: Hypanus sabinus (Atlantic stingray)
Lineage: Eukaryota; Metazoa; Chordata; Chondrichthyes; Myliobatiformes; Dasyatidae
Product: USP6 N-terminal-like protein
Exons: 15
Coding region: 285-3158 (957 amino acids)
Source: RefSeq, a predicted model, not a curated record
CGCGCGGGGAAACGGGCAGAGGCAGCGCAGCAUCUCGGUGUCAGGAAGAAUGAAGAGAGAGCCGCACCAGCGAACUGUCAGCAACCAGCGAAACAGACCCUACACAAGGUGGUGACAAAUCAGCAUAUAGGAGAGAGAUUGAAAACCUGUUUUGAGUGGUGCCACAACAACAACCUCACACUCAAUGUCAGCAAAACCAGAGAGCUGAUUACCAACUACAGAAAGAAGCUGGAGGUCCAGAAGUCAGCCCUAAUUAGGAGAUCGGAAGUGGAGAGGCUUUUGACAUGAAGAAAGAUUUGGAGGCAUUAAUUGCAGAAGAACGGGCUGAAAUAAUUUCUAAUUACAACAAGGGCAGGCAAGAUGGAGCAUCAAUUGAUUCAGAAGACUUCAAUAUAUAUAAAGCUGUAGACAGAUUUGGCUUUCUGCAUGAAUAUGAACUACCCACGCCAACUGCAGUGGAGGAGAAGCAAAAACAUGUGGAAAUUGAGAGAAUACCCAAAUGGGUAAAAAUGGUUAAGAAGUGGGACAAAUACAGAAACAGUGACAAGAUGAUCCGUCGAGUUUACAAAGGAAUCCCACUGCAGCUCCGUGGUCAGAUUUGGUCACUAUUGUUAGAUUUGGAAAAGUUAAAAUCUGAAAAUGAAGGGAAAUAUGAGAAAAUGAAAAUACAAGCACAGAAGUUUUCAUCAGAAAUUAAACAAAUAGAUCUUGAUGUAAAUCGCACUUUUAGAAACCAUAUCAUGUUUCGGGAUCGAUAUGGUGUGAAACAGCAAGCUUUAUUUCAUGUACUCAUCGCCUAUUCUGUGUACAAUACGGAGGUGAGCUACUGUCAAGGAAUGAGCCAGCUUGCAGCCAUUCUGCUAAUGUAUUUGAAUGAAGAAGAUGCAUUUUGGGCUCUUUCUCAACUACUGACUGAUCAGAAGCAUGCAAUGCAUGGUUUUUUCAUUCCUGGAUUUCCAAAGCUCCAAAGGUUUCAAGGACACCAUGAUCAGAUUUUAAGUAAACUUAUGCCAAAGCUCAAAAAACAUUUGGACAAAGAACAGAUGUCUACAGGAAUAUACACCACCAAAUGGUUUCUGCAGUGCUUUAUAGAAAGAACACCAUUUACACUCACACUCCGAUUAUGGGAUAUCUACAUUCUGGAAGGAGAGAAAGUCCUUUCUGCAAUGGCAUAUACCAUCAUGAAACUGCACAAAAAGCACCUUGUGAAGAUGUCAUUGGAAGAUCUCCGAGAAUUUCUUCAAGAAAUUAUGUCUAAAAACUUUCAUUAUGAAGAUGAUUUUGUUAUUGAUCAACUGGAAAAGUCAAUAAAUGAGCUUAGAAAACUGAAGCUUGAACUUCCUCCGCCAGCAAAACCUGAUGAGUUUCCCUGCAAACCAUUAGGACAGGAAGUUUCAGUCACUUUAGCACCAGAGAAGACUAACAUCAUGGCCAAUGGAAAGAAUGAAAAUAUUAAUGCUCCACCCAGUGUCUUUGAGCGUGAUGAUGAGGUAAAUGAAAAAUCACCAGAUGAAAAUUAUCUGCAGCCUCCUCUCUCUGAGACGAAAAUUCCUUCUCCAGAAGAAUGUCAAACUGCUGUGGAGAAAAGCCUUACUCCUUUGGAAAUAUGUAAAUCUCAAGCUCCGGUUCAUGACAGUUCCGAAUCUCCCUCAGAAGACCAAACUCGAUUACCAACAGAAAGUAAAGUACAGCUUUCAGAAACGAGUCAACCAUCCAGUAUAGAGGUUACAGAACAAUCACCAAAGAAGGAAAAUAUGUUACCUGUUGAAAGUAUUGAGACUUGUACUGCAGAAGAUAAUGCAGUCACAGGUUCAGAAGUUAACUUUAUAGUUCCAGAAAAAGAAACCACCAACUCUCCAGAAGAAACUACAAUAAAUUGUCAAGAUAUGAGCAAAGCAGAACAUACAGGAACUAAUGAAGUAGUUGUAACUGAACUUUUGCAAGAACAAUCUGCAUGCUCUUUAGAACUCAUAAACACGGCUACUGAGUCCCCACAAAGAUUGGAGGUAUUUGCUUCAGAGUCAGUGAAUGAGGCGUCACUAGAUAAAGAAUAUAGCAGUACUGAGUUGUCUCUGCAGAGAAAUAAUGAACAUAAGGAAACAGAAAACAGUGAGAAUACUCCCUUACUUUUAGGAGAGUCUUCAUCAGUAAUGCCGUUGUCUCAAGAAACACAUUUAUUGGUUCAAUAUCCACAACAAACUCUUUCUGAUAUGGAUGUCCCUCAUCAGCUGGAAGUACAUAACCUUAUUGAAGAACCACAGUCUAUAUCGACAAUGAAACUUUCAUCUCCAGAAGAAGAGGAAUUAUUCUUUAGUGAUUUAACGCAUGAAACUUCAGUUGAUUUGAGCAGCAGAACAAUAGAAGAUAUGAGUGAGUUCCAAAGUGGAAAAAGAGUUUCAAAUGUUUCUUUGUAUGACAAUUCCAGUGUUUCUCAAUAUGAAUAUCAGUAUGAUCAGAUUAUUUCAGAACCAGUUAUUCAUUAUGAAGAAGUAUGUGCACUUCCUCAGAAAGAACUGGUGGGAUCAGAAUCAAUGGACUUGACUGCAGCAGCAGCUAAUUCAUCAUUGACAUCAGAUUUGAUAAAUAAACCACAACCUGUUGAACAAUCCUCGACGUUUUACCAAUGGCCUUGCAACAGUUAUGAUCCUGAAAGCUGUGUCAUCUCUUCUGCUCACCAGAGUCCUUCCAAAUAUUCACCACCAGUGCACAAGCAGGAUCCUAUAAGAAAUCAAAAUGUACAGAGUCCGGAGCAACUGACAGCUAACACUCAGACCUCACCUAUCAGGCAGUGUUUAAGUAGCUCUUGUAAAGUAGUAAGGUCAAUGACUUCAGUUCACGUGGCUCAUGCAGCUGAGCAGAAUCUUAUAAACUUCAGGUACAUGGCACUGCCUCCACAGGAUGACUUGCAGUUGAUUGCAACAUGUGAUGAAAAAGGGACUUGCACAAUAAAAGAGAUUGACUACCCUGAAGUUAUUAUUCCAGUUAGCAACAUAAACUUGGAUGAAACUGUAAGUCUGUUAAAAAUACCAGCUUAUUCUUCCCAUACUGAUACAACUGUACAGCAAGAAAAUGCCACAGACGAAACUUCAAGUGUAGGCUCAGAGAAAUGUUUAGCAGUAUCUACAGAAUACCAAGAUCAUGACGCUGUUACAUUAUGACAACAGUCAUUCAAUUUUACUAUUAUGCACUUCACAUUGAUCAAAUGUUCAAAUGUUUAAUGUAUUGCAAGCAUUUAUAUGACAAAGGCAGCCAUACAUUUUCCACUCAUUUAAAUAAUUGUUUAACUAUGCUUUAAGGAGACCUGUAUGGUGAUUAAUUGAUACAAAAAAACUAUGCAAAUUGUCUCAUUUCAUAAAUAUACAUAUCUAACAAAGAUAUUGUAAGGUUCUUUAUUCUGCAAAUCACAUAGAAAAGAUGGAUACAGAUAAAUACACUUAAACAUUUCAUUAAAUGUUUAUUGUAUUGUGGUCUAUAUAAUUGUAAGUCAAACCACAUUUUGUUUAUCCCAGUGCAUAAUCACCAUCAAAUGCAUGAAAUGAGUGAGCAGGCUCACAAAAUAGCAAAUACUGUAGCACACUUUCACACAAGGAAGUUUGACAUUGUUUUCCCAGGUGGACUGAUAUUUUACCAUCAUAUUAAUAGCAGCCAAUGCUAAUUGGAUUUUUCAUGCAAUUUUUCUGCCUUAUUUGAUUUUAAUAUGUAUAAUACAGGAAUUGCAAUGAAACAGUAAUUCAAAAGUAAAAAUGAUAACAUUGCACACAAAUUAAUUUUUUUAAGUCUUUGGAGUAUUCCUUGUACAAUAUGUACUUAAAAGAGUACAUAAUUUGCAUAUGUUACAACAAUGUGUAAAUAAGUGCUGGAAAUUUCUGACAUAAUUUUUAGUCUCCUGUAACUACAGUUUUUAUUGAUGUAGAAAAUAAUAUAAAUAUCUGUGUUGUGAUGUUCAAGGGCCAGAAAAGUAGUUGUCGAUGUUUACUAUAACUUUUAGAAAGAAACUUUGGCAAAACAGUGUUGAAACUAAGCCUGUAAUCACUUUUUUUGUGAGGGGAAGAUAUUUGAAGCCAUUCCCUGGCACUUGCCUUGCCUGUAGCAAUGAUCAAUAUAACUUUUUGGUCAGAAUUGAGAAGCUAUUAUUAUAUGACAUCAACUCAGGAAUACAGUAUUCUUGCUUGGUGACCACCUGCAAGUAGUAAGUAUUUGCAGCAACCAAAAGAGGACAAAAAUGGUGCUCAGCACAAAAAUUGUUAGUUGUGUAAUAUGUGUUCUAAUGGAAGAAAUAAUAACCCUGAGAACUGAAUGGGAAUAUUUAACUGAUGUGUGAUGUACAUAGUUUUUUUUGUAUAUAGUCUGUUCUUAAUUUUGCACUUUCUGUAUCUGUUAUGGACAGGCACGCCACUUUUUCUUUAAAAAGUUUUACAGUUUCAAUGAUGGAUUGAUAACAUGAACAUAAUAUUGCUCUACUUGUUAAAUAUUGUAAAUUUAUUUCUGCAGGGCUUUUACAUUAGCCAUGUUUUCUGUUCUUUCAGUAGAAAACAGGCAAAUUACUUUGAAUAGUGUGGAAACAUUGUUUUGUGUCAUGAUUUACAUUGUUUCUAGCACCAACAAUAUUGUAAACAAAGCUUUAUGACCAUUUUUAUGUGUUGCAUUGUAAUUUGUAGCCUAAAUUUAAUGUGGUGAAAAUAUCAUUUCAUAAAAAUAUACUCCUGUCUUGUGUAAAUUUUAGUUAAAAUCAAACUAUGCACAUAGACAAAAGGGUAUGGUUUUAACUACCUGUCUGACAGAAACCAGGAUAGUGGCUAGUUAAAAAAUUACCAAUCAAAUCCGAACUAUUUCCACUUUCAAAUUGCAUGUCAUUGCAGGCAAAUGAGUAAUCCACUUAAAUCUUGAGCAAUUAGACACCAAAUAAUUUUAAGUAGCAUUGGAACGGAAUAACUAACUAACCUCCUUUUCCACAAAGCAGGAGCAGAUCUGAAGACAGAAAGGCCAUGUGUGGUAGGUUUUAAACUUUUCUUUGUAGGCUGAGUUGAAGCACGUUAUUUGUUGGCACCAGGAAGUUCGAUCGUCUAUUAUGUGAUGGGCAUUAUCAAGUAUGUUUUGCACUGGGAGUGCACUUCCUGAUAUGGGCUCAUAAGAACAAAGAUUACAGGGUACACAUAGUGGCCUUAUACUGUGUAGCAUAAUGACAUUAAUGUCAUUGGCCUGCACAUAGUCUUUGCAAAUCUGGCCUGCCUAUAACAUAGGCAUCAAGACUAUUAAAAUAUAUCUCCGUAUUAUUAAGAGGACUAACUUUAACUGAACUAUUGCAGGGAAUCUACAGAAUCCAUCUUCUUCCUAUCAGGAGCUUCCUUUAAAUUUUAUUAGCUGCUUAUAACCCUCAACCAAUUCUCCUUGGAUGCUGCAUUACCCCCUCUUUACUUUCUUUAGUCAUCUCCUCAGACUUUACCUCCAAAUUAUCUCCUCACCCUAUCCCUAGGUACCUUCUCUCAACCUUCCACAGAUCUUUGCCUAUUUUACCUCUUCCCUGCAAUCUCUUCCCAUCUUUUCAUUCAACUGCAGAAGAUUAUAGAGGAAAAAUGAUGGAAGCACACCUUUGGUAUCAUACAUAAUGGCACACCUAAGCUAGGAACUUCAUACAAAGCUGUCACAGGCACCUUUGUACUACACCACUUCAAACUGUGUAUUUUAGAUAUGUUCCAGCCUGACAGGCAGUUUACACCUUUGAUAUUUCCAGUUAUUCUGAAAAAUUAGUGGAGAAAGGCUACCAAACUUUGUCUCCACUAAUUUGUUAUUCUUUACAGUAUUGUUUAAACUGGUGAAAAAGAAAUUUCCCUCAAGUCAUGACUCUAUUUAAUCCUUCAUCUAUUUCAUUUUUAUGACAAAAAUGGUUUUAAAAUAAUUGUCAAGUAAAUUUAAUCUACUUCUCAAAAUAAAUCAUUUUAUCAACCUGUGAUUUAGAGAAAUGAAUUCACUAGAAUUUAAUAGAAAACAAUAACUGAGAAUCAAGAAUACAUUUGAAAGCUACAAGAGGACAUGUAGGUAAAAAGCAGAGAAUGUUAAAGGAAGACAAAAACAUUAAUACAAUGUUCAUGCAGUUAUAAGUAUUCAUAACACAGGUUCAAAUUGAAGUGAACCAAUUCAUUUAAAUAAUGUGAUUUGCAUUUAGUUGCAAUAUGUGGUGCAGUCUCCUCAAUGAAUUUAACCAUCGUCAUUGUAA